Durusdinium trenchii is the source of this 396-nucleotide messenger RNA. NCBI's taxonomy places the organism in Eukaryota, Dinophyceae, Suessiales, Symbiodiniaceae. The record is from the annotation of a GenBank genome assembly.
AUGGGGGUUCUGUCCCCGGAAGCUGGAAAGGUCAUGGUGAAGAGAGGCUUCGUUUCUGCAAUGUUUAGGCUCAGUGGGGGGCGCGGCACGUCUCGUAGACCUCCGUGGAAGCAGGAGAGUCAGAGAGUUCGCUGCGACAAUGGGGCCAGUGAAGGUGACCCAUGGCCUCACGCAAGGCGCUGUGAUGCCACCCAAGUGACGGAUCUCAGACCGCUCAAGAAACUUCGUCGACUCGGGGUCUUUCAGGGGGAUUUCCAUCGAAGGUUGAGGGGGCAACAAGCAAAGAUCCAAUUGGCAUCAAUUGGCCAUCGACAUUUGACUGGGAUCAAGACGUUGUUGAGCGCCGGAUUUUGUGAGUUCUACGUUCUGUUUUUUCGCCUUUGUACCACCUGCUGA